GCUCUUAAAAGAAAAUCUCCAGACUUAGCAUAAAGGACGCCAAUUCCUCGACCUCAGGUUUACACAUAGCAAAGUUGUAAAGAACUCAAAAUCCAAAAAGAAAAGAUGUCUGAUGAAGAACAUCACUUCGAUUCAAAGGCAGAUGCUGGUGCCUCCAAAACUUUCCCUCAACAAGCGGGCACUGUUCGCAAAAAUGGCUAUUUAGUUAUCAAAAAUCGCCCAACCAAGGUUGUGGAGGUUUCAACUUCUAAGACUGGGAAACACGGACAUGCUAAGUGUCACUUUGUGGCAAUUGAUAUUUUCAAUGGAAAAAAGCUGGAAGAUAUUGUGCCUUCAUCCCACAAUUGUGAUGUUCCUCAUGUUACUCGUACUGAUUAUCAGCUGAUUGAUAUAUCUGAAGAUGGCUUUGUGAGUCUUCUGACUGACAAUGGAAAUACCAAGGAUGAUCUGAGGCUUCCGACUGAUGACAAUCUGCUUUCCCAGCUUAAAGACGGAUUUGCUGAGGGAAAGGACCUUGUGGUGUCGGUCAUGUCUGCAAUGGGAGAGGAGCAGAUCUGCACCGUUAAGGAGGUUGGUCCUAAAAACUGAAAAUGAUGCUAUAGUAUUAGCUAUGGCUGAUGGAUGAACUAUGCGUUCGAGGAAAUGGAGCACGGGAGUGCAGAUAUUAUUUAAAUGUACCUAAAAACUUGUAUUAAGAUGGUGAUUUUAGCUAUUUUAAUGGAGACUUAUAUGGUGUGUAAUGAUGGAAGUGGGCAGGGAAGUGGAUAUGCUCAUUUCUUGAUGGAGGGAAUAUAAUUAAGUGUGAGUAACAUAAAAUUGAUGAAGUAUUGAGAUUAAUAAAAGGUAUGUCCCAUGUCCAUGUUUCUUCCUCA
Mercurialis annua (annual mercury) is the source of this 872-nucleotide messenger RNA. RefSeq names its product eukaryotic translation initiation factor 5A. Bases 106 to 588 code for a protein of 160 amino acids. Gene Ontology annotation, biological process: positive regulation of translational termination; positive regulation of translational elongation. NCBI's taxonomy places the organism in Eukaryota, Viridiplantae, Streptophyta, Magnoliopsida, Malpighiales, Euphorbiaceae. The transcript is spliced from 5 exons. The record is from RefSeq and is a predicted model, not a curated record. Gene Ontology annotation, molecular function: RNA binding; translation elongation factor activity; ribosome binding.